Messenger RNA from Hemibagrus wyckioides, 1017 nucleotides. Its product is annotated as serine/threonine-protein kinase pim-1-like. Gene Ontology annotation, molecular function: ATP binding; protein serine/threonine kinase activity. The transcript has 2 exons. The coding region runs from base 270 to 671 and encodes 133 amino acids. NCBI's taxonomy places the organism in Eukaryota, Metazoa, Chordata, Actinopteri, Siluriformes, Bagridae. Gene Ontology annotation, biological process: negative regulation of apoptotic process; protein autophosphorylation; regulation of mitotic cell cycle. Gene Ontology annotation, cellular component: cytoplasm. The record is from RefSeq and is a predicted model, not a curated record.
UCUCUUGACCUCCCUUUAUUCUGACAUAUUUUACUGCUAAUCUUGACAUGGAUCACUGUAGAAUUGUGAGAUUGGCAAUAAAAUUGCAAAGCUCUUAUUCAAAAGCAGUAAUUACUGCUCUUUCAUGCAUGUCUAAAAUUAUAUAACCUCACAAGCCAAAUGUGUCUGAAGACCUCUUUUAGUUACUUCAUGUAUGUAAAUGAUUUCAUUUAAUUGUACAUAACACAUUCAUCUUUCCUCAGGUUGCAAUCAAGUUUGUCUCCAAGACAAUGCCCUAUGAAAAACUGCAGCUUACAGGAUAUGGAUGGCUCCCCACUGAGAUAGCGCUGAUGGUCCUUGCAAACACCAAACCUUGCUCAAGAAUCCUCAAGAUUCUGGACUGGUUCGAAGAGCCAAAACACUAUGUUGUCAUUCUGGAACGGCCUGAACCAUGUCUGGACCUCCAUGAAUUCUCCAGCAAGCAAGGUGGAUGUUUGACUGAGGUCGUGGCUCGCCAUGUGAUGUUUCAGCUGAUGGAGGCGCUGACACAUUGUAAGAGCCAGGGGAUACUGCACCGUGAUGUCAAGCCAGAAAACAUCCUUAUUCAGACAGGCACAUGGCAGGUCAAGCUGUUUGACUUCGGUUGCGGAGACCUCGUCAAAGACUAUUACAAUGACUUCGCAGGUGUCUGAUUUGAGACCAUGAGUUCUUGGUGGCAGCAAGUACUGUGACUCUUUUUCUAAAUCUAAAGUAUCUUUGUUAACAGGCACAUCUGAAUAUGCCCCUCCUGAGUGGUUCAUCCAGGGGCAGUAUCGGGCAGACCCAGCUACCGUCUGGUCUGUGGGAGUGACACUGUACAGGCUGGUGUGUGGCUGUCUGCCUUUCAGGACCACUGAGGAAACAAAAAUUGGCUAUUUGUUCUUCCCUGAAAGUCUGUCUCAAGGCAAGAAAGUAGAAAGACUGAUAAGCUAUGGACUAAUUAAUAGCAGACUGAACUAUACCUUAUACACAGACUUGAGCAGAGAAAGAAGUGUUCAU